AUGGCGCGCGACCUGGGCCGCUCGCCGGGCGAUCACCUCUUGGGCCUCCACUACCACAAAAACCUGCCGCCGGCCAACUGUAGUCUGCAGCAUCUCUGCCCGGCGCAGACGUGCCGACAUGGAAUCUGCCUCGACGAUGGGCACGGGGGCGAGUGCUUCUGCGAGGACGGCUUCACUGGGCUUUACUGCGAGGCGGACGCCGAUGACUGCCUCUCCUCGCCCUGUCGACACGGCGGCACGUGCUCAGACCUCGUCCGAGGCUUCUCCUGUGCCUGUAACCCCGGAUACGCAGGGGAGCGCUGCGAGCUGACGGUGGCCGGCUGCGAACAGGCCCGCUGUGAAAACGGCGCCUCGUGCGUGCGCGCUCUUCACGGCACGGCGUGCCUCUGCCCGCCCGGCUUCAGCGGCCUCCGCUGCGAGACGGACGUGAGCGUGUGCCGCCUGGUGUCACCGCCGCACGUGCGCUGCCACAACGGCGGCCUGUGCCGCGACGGCCUGGCCAACACAUACCGCUGCCAGUGUCAGCCAGGGUUUGCGGGGGCGACCUGCCUGACGGAUGUGGACGAAUGCGCCUCCUCUCCGUGCCAAAAACGGUGGCACUUGCUUCGACCAGAUAAAUGGCUUCCGAUGUUCUUGCUCGGCUUCUCCGGACACCGCUGCCAGACAGCGCUGCGCUCCUGCGAGCAGAACGUGUGCGACAACGGAGCGCUGUGUGUGCGGACCGGUGGCGGCCCGGCCUGCCUGUGCCGGCCCGACUUCCACGGCGACCGUUGCCAGUUUCAGUACGACGACUGCCUGCCCAAGCCCAGGUCGGCUAGCGCGGCAGAGGAGGGGUAG
Messenger RNA from Pollicipes pollicipes, 837 nucleotides. Its product is annotated as fibropellin-3-like. NCBI's taxonomy places the organism in Eukaryota, Metazoa, Arthropoda, Thecostraca, Pollicipedomorpha, Pollicipedidae. Gene Ontology annotation, cellular component: cell surface; plasma membrane; signaling receptor complex. Gene Ontology annotation, biological process: Notch signaling pathway; axon guidance. The coding region runs from base 1 to 837 and encodes 278 amino acids. The transcript is spliced from 7 exons. Gene Ontology annotation, molecular function: calcium ion binding. The record is from RefSeq and is a predicted model, not a curated record.